AUGAAAAGACCUUUAACUGAAGGAGUUCAAGAUGAGCCACUUACACAAAAGAGAUCGAGACAAGUUUCUGAAGAUGAGGCUCUUGCUAGAAGAUUACAGACUGAGCUGAAUGAAGAUACCCAAAAUACCAAGAACUCUGCUGAGGCAAUCCGCAAUUUCAAGCCCUCAGAAGAUAAAAUACCACAAACUUUUCGACUUAUGAAAGUCAAAGGUCUGCAACCAUGGGCUAAUACCAGUUCUGUAUCAAUUGCAGAUGUAAUUCAGGGGAAUGUGCUCAUUGCUGUUCUUUCAAACUACAUGGUUGACAUUGAUUGGUUGAUGUCAGCAUGUCCAAAUUUAAAGAAUAUUCCUCAUGUUUUGGUGGUUCAUGGAGAAAGUGAUGGUAGGCAGGCGAAUAUGAAGAAACAGAAACUUGGAAAUUGGAUUUUCCAUAAACCUUCUUUACCAAUAGCAUGGGGGACACACCAUUCGAAAGCCAUGUUUCUGGUGUAUCCUGAAGGAGUAAGAAUUAUUGUUCAUACAGCAAACUUAAUCUAUGUUGAUUGGAAUAACAAAAGCCAGGGUCUGUGGAUGCAAGAUUUCCCAUGGAAGAAUCAAGAUUGUUUGAAUAAAGGAAGUGGUUUUGAAACUGAUCUCAUUGACUACCUUAGUUCAUUGAAGUGGCCUGAGUUUUCUGUGAAGCUUCCAGAACUGGGCAGCAUCAGCUUCAACUCAUCUUUCUUUAAAAGAUUUGAUUACAGCAGUGCAACGGUGAGAUUAAUAGGUUCUGUGCCUGGAUAUCAUACAGGUUCAAACAUUAAGAAAUGGGGACACAUGAAGCUAAGAUCCAUUCUACAGGAUUGUGUUUUUGAUAAAGAAUUCCAAAACUCUCCCCUUAUUUAUCAGUUCUCAUCCUUGGGUUCUUUAGAUGAGAAGUGGAUGUCUGAAUUUGCAUUCUCAAUGUCAUCAGGAGUUUCAGAUGAUAAGAAGCCUCUUGGCCUUGGGGAGCCUUUAAUUGUAUGGCCCACUGUUGAAGAUAUCAGAUGCUCUCUAGAGGGUUAUGCUGCAGGGAGCUGUGUUCCAAGCCCUCAAAAGAAUGUAGAGAAACCAUUUUUGAAGAAAUAUUGGGCAAAAUGGAAAGCCACCCACACUGGUCGCUGUCGUGCAAUACCUCAUAUAAAGACAUUUACUCGUUAUAAUGGUCAAAACCUUGCAUGGUUUUUGCUGACUUCAGCAAACCUCAGUAAAGCUGCCUGGGGGGCUCUUCAGAAAAACAAUACACAGCUCAUGAUUCGUUCAUAUGAGCUUGGUGUGCUGUUUUUACCAUCUUCAACCAUACAUGCUCAUGCGUUUUCUUGUACAGAAAACCGGACCCCAUCAGAGAAUAUUCACACAUCAUCUUCAAAAACACAUGAAGAAAAAAGAACAAAGCUAGUGACAUUGUCUUCAUUACAUACCAAGAAAAUGUCGGAUGUCAUCACCUUACCGGUGCCUUAUGAACUCCCUCCUCAACUUUACUCUUCAGAAGAUGUUCCUUGGUCUUGGGAUCGACAAUAUAAGAAGAGGGAUGUUUUUGGUCAAGUUUGGCCUUGAAAAGCUUUGUUGAAUUUUAAUUUGAAAUUUGUAAGUAUGUCAACGUUUAUUUUCUUCAUUUGAGAACAUGAAAAUAUUGGGUU
Molecule: messenger RNA, 1655 nt
Organism: Lactuca virosa
Lineage: Eukaryota; Viridiplantae; Streptophyta; Magnoliopsida; Asterales; Asteraceae
Source: the annotation of a GenBank genome assembly